AUGCUGUCUCGUCGCAAGCGUCAAGCUGAAGAGUAUACGAAAAGAAUCCAGUAUGAGGCGAGCAUCGAUGAACGUGCGCUAAAAACGUUCGGCGAACCUAUAUCGAGUAUGCCCGGUACCAUCAGACCAGGUGAAUUAUGGUGGUGCAAACACUACCAAUGGUUGAAAGAUGCUGGAUAUCUGCUUCGCCCUCGAUACUCUCCAGAAUGGGUCCCUUCAUGGCAAGGUACUAAAAAGGUUUGGAUGGAGUGUGAAGAUAGUCGAGGUCCGAGGGUACAACAUAUACUGGAUGCAACUCGCACAUUUGAUGGAGUAUUCGUGACUCUGAAGUUAAUGAACAAGUCCCGACAUCCGUAUGAGAUUGAAAUAGGGCAACUGUUUUCAGCAGAACCGCUCGCCUCUGACCCUGCAAAUCAUUGUGUGCCAAUUUAUGAUGUGCUCCAAGUACCAGAGGAUCAGGACCAAGCCAUUAUUGUGAUGCCUUUAUUACGGCCGUUCACGAAACCUCGCUUCGAUACUUAUGGCGAAGUAGUCGAGUGUUUGCACCAGCUGUUUGUGGGCCUACAAUUCAUUCACAAGCAACAUGUUGCUCACCGUGACUGUAUGGAUCUGAAUAUUAUGAUGGAUGCUACGCAUCUUUUCAUCGAUCCUUAUCAUCCUCAAAACCUUCUCAUGAGACGAGACUACAAAGGAGAAGCGAGGUGCCUCACUCGUACUCAGUGCCCUCCAAAAUAUUUCUUCAUCGACUUCGGCAUAUCUCGCCGCUACGAUGCUAACAACGUUGCGCCGUUGGAAGCCCCAAUAUGGGGUGGCGAUAGAAGCGUGCCCGAGUUUCAAAAGUCGAACAAGCCUCGUAACCCAUUCCCGACGGACGUGUACUAUCUGGGCAAUAUAGUCAGGAAUGAAUUCUUGUUGACACAGGAUGGCUUCGACUUCAUGGAACCUCUGGUGAAAGACAUGGUACAGACUGACCCAGCAAAGCGGCCUACUAUGGAUGAAGUCGUUGCACGUUUUGACCAGAUUCUCAAGCAGCUCAGUAGCUGGAAACUACGGUCACGCGUUGUUGACAAGGAGGAUGGAAAUAUCACAGGCCUUUAUCGUGGUGUCACUCAUUGGACCCGUCGCAUCGGUUAUAUCAUCAGGAGAUUGCCGGCGAUACCAACGCCUUGA
Serpula lacrymans var. lacrymans S7.9 is the source of this 1170-nucleotide messenger RNA. RefSeq lists its product as uncharacterized. The transcript has 5 exons. Gene Ontology annotation, biological process: protein phosphorylation. The record is from RefSeq and is a predicted model, not a curated record. The coding region runs from base 1 to 1170 and encodes 389 amino acids. Lineage: Eukaryota; Fungi; Basidiomycota; Agaricomycetes; Boletales; Serpulaceae. Gene Ontology annotation, molecular function: protein kinase activity; ATP binding.